GUCCAGGACAGGGGAAGGCACCCCGGUACCUGCCUCCUCUCCCACACCGCCUGCAUCAGUCACAUCUCCUCGAAAAUUUGUCUUUGAGAUCUGCAACGUUUCUUUUUUAAGACCCUCCCUUGUCUCAGUCAGUGUCUUUUCAUAAAGAUAACCCAGCUCCGAUCUAGCACUCGUCAUUAGUAAAUGAUGAAGCACUUGACGCGGGAGCCCUGUAUAACGCGUGAAUGCAUGAGGAAACCUGCCUCUCUGAACACGUGUACGUGAUUAAUAUUGGUCUGUCGGCAACAACACGCGUCUUCCCGUGCUCCUCCAGUUUGUUUGGUGGAAAACUGAUUUGUCAGAUCUUUAUACCACACCUGAAAGGCAAACUCCCUUCGGAAUAUAAAUAACAGCUUUGUAGCUGUUAGAAAAGUUUUAAUGCUGCUUCCUCUUCACUCCCCAACUAACUGUGUUUUUGCUUUGUCUUUUAUGUUUAAAGAGAGGCAGUCUUUAGAAGGAUAUCGAGGCAGAGAAGUGUCCUGUAAUUGUGGUAUCAGCUGAAUAUAGCCUACAGGAUAGCAGUGUUCUGGGGUGUUGGCUGCAGUCCCUUGCUGUGUCCUGACUGUGUCAGGAGGAAAUCUGGGUUUGCUCCGUUCCUCCACACAUGCUCAUACCCUUGGGACAGGUGCUGAGUGUGCGGUCUGUGUUUUCCAGCAGAUACUUGGGCUGAAUCGAUGGAGAAGCCAGAACUGCCAGGAUUGUUUGCCUUUCAAUGCAAAUAAUAUUAUGUAACAUAUCAAUAAAGAGUCUUGCUGUGGAGAGAAGCCCAAGUCUGAACCAUUCUUAAGCUUCUCUGAAACUUAUUCCACUAUGAAACAGCUGUCAGCAGAGACUAUUCGUCUCCUUUCAAGUUCUCAGGUGAUUACGUCAGUUGUCAGCGUGGUGAAGGAGUUGAUAGAAAAUUCCUUGGAUGCCAGUGCUACAAAUAUUGAUAUUAAACUGGAGAAUUAUGGGUUUAACAAAAUAGAAGUAAGAGACAAUGGCAAUGGAAUCAAGGUUGCUGAUGUUCCAGUUAUGGCAAUUAAACACUACACCUCAAAAAUAAGCUCUUCUGAGGACCUCGAAAGGUUGACGACGUAUGGUUUCCGUGGGGAAGCUUUGGGUUCUAUUUGCUGCAUAUCAGAGGUUUUGAUCACAACGAAGACAGCUGAUGAUGAUUUCAGCACUCAGUAUGCUUUGGAUAGCCAUGGCCAUAUAACUUCUAAAAAGCCUUCCCAUCUUGGACAAGGUACUACAGUAACAGUCCUAAAGCUGUUUAAGAACCUUCCUGUAAGAAAGCAGUUUUACUCAACAAAUAGAAAAUGUAAAGAAGAACUGAAAAAAGUUCAAGAUCUACUGGUAACAUAUGGUAUCAUAAAACCAGACCUGAGGAUAACCUUAACACAUAAUAAGGCAGUUAUUUGGCAGAAGAUGAGGGUGUCAGAUCACAAAAUGGCCUGUAUGUCAGUUCUGGGAACAGCCGUUAUGGGCAGUAUGGUACCUUUUCAACACUGCUGUGAAGAUCCUGAGAUAAAUCUUUCUGGAUUUCUCCCGAAAGCUGAGUCAGACAGUUCUUUGACAAGCCUUUCAAGUUCAGAAAGGAGUUUCGUUUUUGUAAAUAAUCGUCCAGUUCAUCAGAAGGAAAUACUGAAGUUAAUUCGACAGUACUACAGUCUGGUGAUGCACAAGGACUGUACUCGUUUAUAUCCUAUUUUCUUUUUGAACAUUACUGUACCUGCUUCUGCUGUGGAUGUGAAUUUAACACCUGAUAAAACUCAAGUUUUACUGCAUUAUAAGGAAUCUGUCUUACUUGCUGUUGAAAAUGUGUUGAAAUCUCUGUAUGGACCACUACCUGCUACAGUCCCUGGUGAAAGUAAUAAAACAGAUGUUACUGCAGAAGACAUGUUUGUUCAUAGAACAGAACAAACAGAUGUGGUUAAUGAAAUGGGACCAUCUGGAAAUGAUGAUCUACAUGCUCAUACUUCAUUCCUUUCAUUCAGCAGUGAUGUGCAAAACUGUCAAGCAGGAAAAAACACAGAGAUCUGCUUAAGUCAUCAGACAUUUUGUGGUGAUAAUGUACAUAGUCGCCUGGACAAAAAAGAGGUUUCUAAGAGUGAUGCCUUUUCAGACAGUUCCUUAAAUUUAUUGUGUGAGGAGGAACAGAAUGGACAGAAUAUAACUGAUACUGAAAAUAACAGUGUUCCCAUGGACCCCAAGACUAAAAAAGCCAAUGAGCAUCUUUUGAGUUCUGAUAAUAUUGACAAAAUAGAAAAAAAUGAUGAAGUCUUAAUCUCUAAAGACUUACCUGAAAUCUCUGCUGAUAAUUGGAGUAUGGGAAGUGGAUUUAAAAACCAUCUAGGAGACAAUCUGGAACCUGUUAAGAUUCUGAUUCCUGAAGUUGGAAGAACAAUUAAUAAGCAAAAUGAAUAUACUGGUGAGCAAAGCAAUGAUCCACAAAUCUUAAAUCAAAGCAUAAAGAAAAGAAAUGUGAUAAGUGAUAAAUUCGGACAGGUGUCAGCUUAUGACUUAAUUAGUAGUAAAAUAAUAAGAAAACCAAAGUCUGCAAUUGGAUUUUUCACACAAGAAUGUCGUCCAAAACUGAUAACUGAUAAUCCAAAGGCCAGCAUGGAGGACAUCCUGCUGAAAAUUGAAGAGCAGUGGAAGAAUUUGAAUGAAGACGAAAAAAAGAAUUAUGAAAUAAAAGCUGCUAAAGACAUGGAACGGUACAACAAAGAGGUCAAGAAAGCUAUGGGACAGACAGUGCACCGACCAACAAAGGAGGCAGAAAAACAGAAACCCAAACUGAAGACUUCCCUAUCCGACCAGCAGAAGCUUGACAAGAUAUUUCAUGCUCAAACUGAAAAGAAGCGGAAAUCUGAACAGCCUACAAAAAUUGUGACAGUGCCUUUUUCUCUGAGUUCCUGUAGACAUCAGCUUCAGAGACAUGAGAAAAAUUACUUGGAUGAACAUGAGCUUUUCCUGAUCCGUCGUCAGAGUUUUCCUGAUGUCUGGAUAUUUGCUACUGAAAAAAAGCUAAUGUUGCUGAAUCCCUAUAGAUUGGAAGAAGCCCUGCUACUUAAAAGACUACUAAUGAAUCAUAAGCUUCCAGUAGAGAAACUGGACCAGCCAAUUGUGUUAACCGACAGUCUUAUUGGUGGAGCUCAGUAUAUGGCUGCUCUUUAUAAAAUGCGAAAGGAUUACCGGAGUUUCAAUGGAUCAGGUUAUUUCUCAGAUCCAAGGCUUGUAGCAAAUGGAUUCCAAAUAAAAGUGAUAGAAGGUUCUUCAGCUACAGAAAGUCAUAUGGAAAUAGAAGGAAUGGCAAAUUGUCUGCCAUAUUAUGGUGUUUCUGAUUUGAAAGAAGUUCUGAAUGCAGUAGUUAAUGAAGAUGCAAAGGAAGUAUCUGAAUGUAGGCCUCUCAAAGUAAUCAAUUAUUUGGAGGGAGAAGCAGUACGUUUAGCUCGGCAGCUGCCCUUACAUUUGUCAAAAGAAGAUGUACAAAACACAAUUUACAGGAUGAAGCAACAGCUUGGAAAGGAAAAUAAAGGCUGUGUUCAUGGUCGCCCUUUUUUUCAUCACUUGACAGAUAUUCCAGAAGUUGACAAGCACAACUCCACGGAAAUUAUUCAGUAAAUGGAACAUUUUGUUUGGGAUCAUAUUUCUCUUACUUAAUUUUGAUCUGUAAUUUCAGUAUGUUUUGUGCAAAGCUUUUGUAUAAUGACUUUUCGUUAUCAUAUGUUCACCUCCUAGAGACUUUUUUUAAUUUAAAUUCAAAUGCUGCUUGAAGAUUGGAAAUAAAUAUUAUAGAGAAACAAUUCAUGACUAUUUUUUGAAAAGAAUUUAUUAAAGAAAUGUUCUCAA
This is a messenger RNA of Athene cunicularia (burrowing owl), 3876 nucleotides long. It is a transcript of the gene PMS1, whose product is annotated as PMS1 homolog 1, mismatch repair system component. The transcript is spliced from 13 exons. Lineage: Eukaryota; Metazoa; Chordata; Aves; Strigiformes; Strigidae. The record is from RefSeq and is a predicted model, not a curated record. Gene Ontology annotation, biological process: mismatch repair. Bases 850 to 3648 code for a protein of 932 amino acids. Gene Ontology annotation, molecular function: ATP hydrolysis activity; ATP-dependent DNA damage sensor activity; mismatched DNA binding. Gene Ontology annotation, cellular component: MutLalpha complex.